CUUAUGAACCAACACAGAUUAUGGGAUCUGUUUGUAACCUCCGGUGAAUAUCUUCAUUAAAUCUGUUCUUAUGGGAAUCAACAGCAGGAUGAAGGAGACUUUCACAAUCAUUAAUUUAUUUCUUGUGUGUGCAGGUGUGUUUGGUGAUGAAGUGAAGUCAGUGUUGGUGAUGGAGGGAGAUUCUGUUACUCUACACACUAAUAUUACUGAAAUACAGACAGGUGAUCUGGUCUGGUGGAUGUUUAUAGAAGGCGAUUCUAAAAGUCUUUUAGCUGAAAUUGGUAAACAUAAGAUCUGGUAUACACCUGAGAGAUUCAAAGAAAAACUGUUGAUAUCGGACACUAAAACUGGAGAUCUCACCAUCAAGAACAUGAAGAUCAAAUAUUCUGGACUCUAUGAAGUAGAGAUCAACAUCGACACUGAAACAUCAUACAAGAGAUUUGAUAUUACUGUCAUUGAAUCUCCUCGUUUUAUUAAUACUGAAAUGAGUGUUGUGAAGUCAGUGUCAGUGACUGAGGGUAAAUCUGUUACUCUACAAACUGAUGUUAAACUACAGACAGAUGAUCUGAUACUGUGGAGGUUUGGAGAUGAAAGCAUUCUCAUAGCUAAAGGUGAUAUAGAGGAUAAUAAGACUUCAGUAUAUGAUGAUGAUGAUGAGAGAUUCAGAGACAGACUGAAGAUGAAUGAUCAAACUGGAGAUCUCACCAUCACUAAGAGCAAAACUAAGCACACUGGAGUUUAUCAGUUAAAGAUCAGCAGCAACAAACAAACCUUAUAUAAGACAUUCAGUGUUACUGUCAGCGAAUCAGGUCUGUCGUCAGCUGUUAUUAUUGGAUUAUGUGUUUUCUUCCUCCUGGUUGGUGCUGGUGUUAUUGGUUUGAUUUUGUAUCGCCGCAGGAUCUCUAAACUUGAAUAUGAAGUGAAGUUAAUGUCAGUAGUGGAAGGAGAAUCUGUCACUUUACACACUUAUAUUGAACUACAGAAAGAUGCUGUGGUGGAGUGGAUGUAUGGAAAUGAUAAAAUCAUAGCCAAAAUCAAGGACAAACAGAGCACUACAGAUGAUGAAGUUCUUGAGGGGAAAUUCAAAGACAGACUGAAACUGGACCGUGAGACUGGAUCUCUCACCAUCACUGAAUUCAAAGUUGAACACAUUGGACUUUAUGAAGUAAAGAUUACCAGCAGUAAAGGAACACCAAACUCUAAAUUCAAGUCUAAAUUCAACUCUAAAUUCAAUGUUUAUCUCAAAGCGAGGGUCAGAACAGGAAAGAUGGGGAAAUCUGUCACUUUAGACACUGGUGUUACUGAAAUCCAGAGAGAUGAUGAGAUACUGUGGACCUUUGAAGAUAUGACAAUAGCUGAAUACACUGGAGGCACUGAUAAACCUACAUUAUAUAAGAUUGAUGAGAGAUUUAAAGACAAACUGGAGAUGAACCAUCAGACCGGAGAUCUCACCAUCAGACACUUCAAAUCUGAACACACUGGAGUUUAUAAAGUUCAGAUCAAGAACAGCAACGGGACCAAAAAUAGAACAUUUUAUGUUGCUUUCUAUGUGGAAGCUAUGAAGGGAGGAUCUGUUACUCUAUAUACUAAAUUUAAAAUAAAGGAAGGUGAUGAGGUGGAGUGGACUUCAGACGAUAAAACAUCUCUUGUAACUGGAAUGAAUGGAGAUGACAGCAAGACUUCAUAUACAGACGAUGAGAGAUUCAGAAGCAGACUGACGAUGAACCCUGAGACUGGAGAUCUCACCAUCAGAGAUAUCAGACAGACAGAUGCAGUUUAUACACUAAAACUGAUCAACACUGAUAAAAAAAUCACAUACAGAAUAUUUAAUGUAUCUGCCAAAGUUCAGGGAAACUUUCUGAAGCAGCAGAACUUGGAGAUGAUCAGAACAGUAAAGUUGGGGGAAUCUGUCACUUUAGACACUUGUGUUGCUAAAAUCCAGAGAGAUGAUGAGAUAAUGUGGAUGUUUAGAGAUAUGCGUAUAGCUCGAUACAUUGGAGACACUGAUGAAUCUACACUAUAUGAUUAUAUUGAUGAGAGAUUUAAAGACAAACUGAAGGUAAACCAUCAGACCGGAGAUCUCACCAUCAGAAACUUCAGAACUGACCACACUGGAGUUUAUAAAGUAAAGAUCAAGAACAGCAGCGGGACCAAAGAUAGAAGAUUUUGUGUUGCUCUCUAUGUGCAAGAUACGAAGGGAGCAUCUAUUACUCUAUUUACUAAAUUGAAAAUAAACAAUGGUGAUGAGGUAGAAUGGACUUCAAAAGAUAAAACCACUCUUGUAACUGGAAUGAACGGAGACGACAGCAAGACUUCAUAUAAAGAUGAUGUGAGAUUCAGAGGCAGACUGAAGAUGAAACCUGGGACUGGAGAUCUCAUCAUCACAGAUCUCAGACAGACAGAUGAAGGAGUUUAUACACUGCAGGUGACCAACACUGAUGGAAAAAUCACAUACAGAAUAUUUUAUGUUGAUGUAUUUGCCAAAGCUCAGAACCAGCAGAUCUCAGUGCAAGCUAUGAAGGGAAGAUCUGUUACUCUAUGUACUAAAGUUAAUAUACAACACGCGGAUGCUGUGGAGUGGACCUCAGAAGAUAAAACCUCUCUUGUAACUGGAAUGAAUGGAGAUGGCAGAAAGACUACAUAUACAGAUGAUGAGAGAUUCAGAGGCAGACUGAAGAUGAACGCUCAGACUGGAGAUCUCACCAUCACAGAUAUCAGACAGACAGAUGAUGGAGAUUAUAAACUACAGCUGACCAACAGUGAUGGAAAAAUCACAUACAGAAUAUUUAAUGUUGAAGUCACUGGUCUUGGAAACAUUCAGAACCAGCAAAACUCAGAUUCAGCAGGUGUCAGAGAUGAAUCAGUGGCGGUUAUGAUGCCUUUACUGAACAAAGAUAAUAGAUCCUCAUCAUUACCAAUGUUACAUCAAGAACAUCUACAGUAACAAAUCUGUUUUACUGCUUUCUGUUAAAACAAGAAAUUAACCCUCUGUGUGCUGUUAAGCUCACGUUAUUGAAGCUUUAUUAAAAUUUUAUAUUAAACAGAGAUACAAACUUACAUUUAUUUGCACAUUAAUGUGUUCGGACAUUAAAGACACAAGAGGUGUGAGUUUUCAGUUAAUGUAUUAUGGGGGUCUUCAGGUGUGCAGUUGUACAGAGACUUUGUUGAAAUAUUUUGUGCUUUAUUAUUCACCACACAUUCACAUCUGGAGAGAUGACAGGACUGCAAACAGACAAAUUCAGUACAUGAAACAUCAGUUUUUAUACAAGAAUUAUCCUCAGUUUUUUACUAUUUUUUAUUAUUUGCUGACUGUUGUA
This is a messenger RNA of Misgurnus anguillicaudatus (oriental weatherfish), 3317 nucleotides long. The record is from RefSeq and is a predicted model, not a curated record. Lineage: Eukaryota; Metazoa; Chordata; Actinopteri; Cypriniformes; Cobitidae.